Molecule: messenger RNA, 1272 nt
Organism: Cercopithifilaria johnstoni
Lineage: Eukaryota; Metazoa; Nematoda; Chromadorea; Rhabditida; Onchocercidae
Source: the annotation of a GenBank genome assembly
AUGAAAAUGAAUUUAUCCGAAAAACAGCGCGAUGAAUUAAACCGCGCAAUUGCUGAUUAUCUUCAGUCAUAUGGUUAUACCGAAUCAUUCAAUGCUUUCAGACGGGAAACAGGCUUGAUGGAAAACGAUGACAAAAAAGUAAUGGGCUUACUGGAAAAAAAGUGGACAUCGGUAGUCCGUUUGCAGAAAAAAGUUAUGGAUUUGGAAGCAAAGCUACAAGAAGCUGAACGAGAAUACAUACAUGGAGCACCAACGAGGGAAAAACGACAACCAGGUGAAUGGAUCCCACGACCACCUGAAAAAUUUUGCUUAAGCGGUCACCGUUCACCGAUCACUCGAGUUAUAUUUCAUCCUGUCUACAGCAUAAUUGCAUCCUCUAGUGAAGAUUCAACAGUUAAGGUUUGGGAUUUCGAAACGGGUGAUUUCGAACGGUCAUUAAAAGGUCAUACUGAUGCCGUACAGGAUCUUGCAUUCGAUAAUAGUGGGAAAUUAUUAGCAUCAUGUUCUGCCGACAUGACAAUCAAGAUAUGGGAAUUUGUACAAACAUUUGAUUGUAUGAAAACACUCAAAGGGCACGAUCACAAUAUUUCAUCAAUUGCAUUCCUACCUUCUGGUGAUCAUUUAUUAUCUGCUUCACGAGAUCAUUUAGUGAAAAUGUGGGAAGUAGCAACGGGUUACUGUGUGCGAACAUUUGCUGGCCAUAAUGAAUGGGUACGAAUGGUACGUGUGCAUCACGACGGAAAUAUAUUUGCAUCCUGUAGUAAUGAUCAGACAAUUUGCAUAUGGAAUAUAUUAUCAAAAGAAUGUAAGAUACAGUUCCACGAUCACGAACACGUUGUUGAGUGUAUUCAGUGGGCACCUGACAAGGCUCUUCGUUAUAUUGUUGAAGCCGAACAAGAUCAUUCUUCACAAACGAACGGUGACACACAGAAAAGUGGUAGUAUGAUCGUGCCGAAGUUGGGACCGAUUCUUGUUUCUGGUUCUCGUGACAAAACGAUCAAAUUUUUUGAUAUUAAUGCGGGAUGUUGUUUGUUUACUCUGGUUGGUCACGAUAAUUGGAUCCGUGGAUUACGGUUUCAUCCUGCUGGUAAAUAUUUGCUCUCAGUUGCUGAUGAUAAAACACUACGCGUAUGGGCAAUUGCGCAGAAGCGUUGUGCCAAAACAUUGGAUGCUCACAAACACUUCGUCAGUUCACUUGAUUUCCACUCAUCUCUACCUUACGUUGUGACAUCUAGUGUGGAUAUGACGAUUAAAGUAUGGGAGUGUCGUUGA